This is a messenger RNA of Oncorhynchus keta (chum salmon), 6747 nucleotides long. RefSeq names its product STE20-like kinase a (gene slka). The record is from RefSeq and is a predicted model, not a curated record. Gene Ontology annotation, molecular function: protein serine/threonine kinase activity; ATP binding. Lineage: Eukaryota; Metazoa; Chordata; Actinopteri; Salmoniformes; Salmonidae. Gene Ontology annotation, biological process: protein phosphorylation. The transcript has 20 exons. Bases 718 to 4218 code for a protein of 1166 amino acids.
UCCACAACAUCCAGCAAGGAGGAGGUGGCAAGGCACUCUAUCAAUUCUGAAGUUGGUUCGGUAUGAAGGAAUAUUCCCUAUUAAAACCAACCGGAAGAAAAUGAAAUGUUUAGAAAUGGCCACACCAUAAAUGACUACCGUCUCGUGGAGCUUCAAGUCUGAGAAACUUAAUUUCAUUCUCGCGUUUAUUUUUCCGUUCCUUGUGACGACAGAGGACUUGUAUUAGAUUGCGUGGUGGGCCGUAACUACGGGUUAAAAGUAUGUCUUUUUUUAUGAAAUCGCUACCGCUGAAUUUCAAGAAGAUGCUGCUAGUCUGUUGAGAUCCAUUUAUUAAACCGGUUGUUACAUAGUCUAAGAAUGACCGUGUGUGUAUUGGGGCAGUAACGUUAACCAUCCCAAGACCACCCUUGUGAAUUUGGUUGAGAAUGAUCAAAUGUAGCCAACGUGUCAUGUGAACUGUUUAAUUUACAAUAAUAAUAAUGCGCGAUUGAUGUUUCAGCUCAUGAGUAAAUGCGGGUAUUGAAUUGUAGUUUAUUAUUAUUGAGUUUAUUUCAAGAAUCAUCUGUCUACUUGUCUAGCGGCUAAAUGGACACAGUGGCGCGAGCAAGCUGCCCUAUUACAGCCUGAUAGACACUUGGACGUUAUUGGGAAUUUUGGAUUAUUCUUCUUUCUUUGUGGGAAUUGCUGGAAAAGCCACUCAUACUAAACUCACAGAAGAUGUCGUCGUUCUUCAAUUUUCGUAAAAUCUUCAAGUUGGGGUCUGAUAAGAAGAAGAAACAGUAUGAGCACGUACACAGAGACGAGAACCCGGAGGAAAUCUGGGAGAUUAUUGGGGAACUGGGAGAUGGGGCCUUUGGGAAAGUAUACAAGGCCCAGAACAAGCAGACUGGGACCCUGGCUGCUGCCAAGGUGAUCGAUACCAAGACAGAGGAGGAGUUGGAGGAUUACAUGGUGGAGAUAGACAUUCUGGCCUCCUGUGAUCACCGUUACAUAGUCAAACUGCUGGAUGCCUUCUAUUAUGAAAGCAAACUGUGGAUUCUGAUUGAGUUCUGUGCGGGAGGUGCUGUCGACGCAGUCAUGUUGGAGCUUGAGAGGCCUCUGACAGAGCCCCAGAUCCGGGUGGUGUGUAGGCAGACGUUGGAGGCCCUGGCCUACCUUCAUGAGAUCAAGGUCAUCCACAGAGACCUGAAGGCUGGGAACAUCCUUUUCUCACAGGAGGGAGACAUCAAAUUGGCUGACUUUGGCGUGUCCGCUAAGAAUACCAUGACGCUGCAGAGAAGAGAUUCUUUCAUUGGCACUCCAUAUUGGAUGGCUCCAGAGGUGGUGAUGUGUGAGACAUCUAAGGACCGUCCGUACGACUACAAGGCUGACAUCUGGUCCCUGGGGGUCACCCUGAUUGAGCUGGCACAGAUAGAACCUCCUAACCACGAGAUGAACCCCAUGAGAGUCCUGCUGAGAAUAGCCAAGGCCGAUCCGCCCACACUCAUGCAGCCUUCACGCUGGUCACCAGAGUUCAAUGACUUUCUGAGGAAGGCACUGGAUAAGAAUGUGGACCGUAGGUGGUGCACAGCCCAGCUCUUGCAGCAUCCCUUUGUUAGCAGUGUAGUUGACAACAAACCGCUGAGAGAACUGAUUGCUGAGGCCAAUGCUGACGUCUUAGAGGAGAUAGAAGAAGGCAAAGAGGAAGAUGAAGAAGAAGAGACGGAUGCAACUCUGGUGGUGCCCGGACAUAAGCGAGCGCCAUCAGACACCAGCAUGGCCAGCUCUGAGGAUGAGAAGCUCUCUGAGACCACCUCUACACUGGACUCAGUCACAGAGAAGACAGAGCCUGAGACUGCAGAGGACAAGGCCAGUGAUAAGCUGUCUGACGAGGGCCUUGGGACCAGCGUGGGCGACAGGGCAGAGGGUGAGAAACUGAACGAGGUGUCUGAUGCCAGUAAUGAGGACUUAGUCAAUGGACAGGUGAAGGCCAUGGAGCCCAAACCAGAGGAAAGCCCUGCUGGAAAGCCUGAGGAGAUUCCUGACUGUCAGAUCACCAUUGUGCCAGAAGCACCAUCAGACACACAGGAGAGUGUGAUUGUGAGUGAGGAGACAGGGGAAGAGGAGAAAGUAGAGGAUGGACCUCCACAAGUAUUCCUGAAGGAAAGAGGAGAAGUAGAGGAGAGGAAGACAGAGGAGGACGUGAAGAAGGAACCAAUCAAAGAGGAGCCAGAGGUGAUUCUCCAGCCUCCCACCAAAUUCACAGAUCCAGGGGACCAGCCUAUGAGUGCUUUAGAGGAGCCUGGCGCCGUAUCGACCGAGGUCAAUGCUAAACCAGAGGAGAUUGAGAAGGAGACGCUCAUUGAGGAGAUGACAGAGGAGGUUAAACCAGAGGCUGAUGGGGUCACAGACAUAAACACAGACACCGACUUGAAUGAAGACACAGACAACACAGAAUCGGACGUCAACACAGACGCAGAGGUAGACGCAGCUGAGGGCUCCACAGAGGUCUCUGCAGACACAGAAGCCCAAAGAGACAAUAAUGUAAUACCGGUGGUGAUUCUUGAGGAGGGGACCUCAGACGAGAGGGAGGAGAAGCCACCAGAUGAGGAAGCUCCAUCCCAGGAUGCUGUUUCGGAGUCAAAGACCGACCAGGAAAGCACUCCUGUUAAGUCGGAGCUAGAUGUGGAGAAGGAUUCUGACUCGGGGAGCAGCUCUGCAGCAGAUAGUAACAGCAUGGACCUCAACCUAUCCAUCUCCAGUUUCCUGUCCAAAAAGGCUGAGGCGGGGUCUGUGUCCAUACAGGACACGAGACGGCAGAAGAAGACUCUGAAGAAGACCCGUAAGUUCAUGGUAGACGGAGUGGAGGUCAGUGUGACCACGUCAAAGAUAGUCACCGAUAACGACACCAAGAACGAGGAGAUGAGAUUCCUGAGGCGCCAGGAGCUGAGAGAGCUGCGUCUGCUGCAGAAGGAGGAGCAUAGAGCCCAGCAGGCGCUCAGCGACAAGCUGCAGCAGCAGAGAGAACAGAUCUACCGCCGCUUCGAGCAGGAGAUGACGGGUAAGAAGCGUCAGUACGACCAGGAGGUGGAGAAUCUGGAGAAGAAACAGAAGCAGACCAUCGAGCGGCUGGAGCAGGACCAUACCAACCGGCUGAGGGACGAGGCAAAACGCAUCAAGGCCGAGCAGGACAAGGAGCUCUCCAAGUUUCAGAACAUGCUCAAGAACCGCAAGAAGGAGGUGAAACAGGAAGUUGAACAGUCACCCAAAUUCAUGAGGAGAGCGCUCAUGAAACUCUUAAAGGAAGAUCUAUCUCUCAUUCAGACUCCAAAGGGUGUGGCCCAGAUUAUGAUACAGUCUUUUCAGUUGUCCUCAUGUGCUCUCUUCAACGCUCAGAUGCAGGAUGAGCAGGAGUUUCUGCAGAAGCAGCAGCAGGAGUUGGAUGGAGCCCUGAAGAAGAUCAUCCAACAGCACAAACAUGAGAUCGCCACCAUCGAGAGAGACUGCCUCAACCACAAGCAACAGCUUAUGAGAGCUCGAGAGGCAGCCAUGUGGGAGCUGGAAGAGCGCCACCUGCAGGAGAAGCACCAGCUGCUCAAGCAGCAGCUCAAAGACCAGUACUUCAUGCAGAGACACCAGCUGCUCAAGAGACACGAGAAGGAAAUGGAGCAGAUGCAGCGCUACAACCAGCGUCUGAUUGAGGAGAUGAAGAACAGACAGGCCCAGGAGAGAGGUCGUCUGCCGAAGAUCCAGCGGGGUGAUGCCAAGACACGCAUGGCCAUGUUCAAGAAGAGCCUCCGCAUCACCUCUGCACCUGGCACCCCGGAGCAGGAAAGGGAGAAGAUCAAACAGUUUGCGGCCCAGGAGGAGAAGAGGCAGAAGAACGAGAGACUCCAUCAACAUCAGAAACAUGAGAACCAGAUGAGAGACCUGCAGCUGCAGUGUGACUCCAACAUCAGAGAGCUGCAGCAGCUUCAGAAUGAGAAGUGCCAUCUCCUGAUUGAACACGAGACUCAGAAGCUGAAGGAGCUCGAUGAAGAGCACAGCCAGGAGCUGCAGGAGUGGAGGGAGAAACUGCGGCCCAGGAAGAAGGCCUUGGAGGAGGAAUUCACACGCAAGCUCCAGGAGCAGGAGGUCUUUUUCAAGAUGAGCGGCGAGUCGGAAUGCCUUAACCCCACGACCCAGAGCCGAGUGUCCAAGUUCUACCCCAUCCCUAGUGUGCACAACUCUGGUUUAUAGCCCUCCCCAGCACAGGAACAUACUGGCUGGGCUCAUAGACUGUGUCCCCAUGGUGGUGGGGAGGACCUCAACCCUGUUGUUAUCUGGAAACUAGCGUUGGUCUAUUGUGGAUCUUAGGCUAGUGUGAUGUCUUCACACAAGCAUGCACAUACACUAAUGUUCAAAAGUUUGGGGUCACUUAGAAAUGUCCUUGUCUUUGAAAGAAAAUAUUUAAAAAAUAUCCCUUAAAAUAACAUCAAAUUGAUCAGAAAUACAGUGUAGACAUGAAUGUUUUAAAUGACUGUUGUAGCUGGAAAUGGCAGAUUUUUUUUUGUAAUGGAAUAUCUACAUAGUCAUACAUUGCCCAUUAUCCAUCACUCCUGUGUUUCAAUGGCACAUUGUAUUAGCUAAUCCAAGUAUAUAAUUUUAAAAGACUAAUUGAUAAUAAUGUUAGCACAGCUAAAAACUGUUGUACUGAUUAAAGAAGAAAUAAAACGGGCCUUCUUUAGACUAGUUGAGUAUCUUCAGCAUCAGCAUUUGUGGGUUCGAUUACAGGCUCAAAAUGGCCAGAAACAAAGACCUUUCUCCUGAAUCUCGUCAGUCUUUUCUUGUUCUGAGAAAAUUAAGGCUAUUGCAUGUGCGCUGUUCUGUGAAGGGAGUGCUACACAUUGUUGUACGAGAUGUUCAGUUUCUUGGCAAUUUCUGACAUGGAAUAGCCUUCAUUUUGCAAAACAAGAAUAGGCUGCAGAGUUUCAGAAGGUCUUUGUUUCUGGCCAUUUUGAGCCUGUAAUCAAACCCACAAAUGCUGAUGCUGAAGAUACUCAACUAGUCUAAAGAAGGCCAGUUUUAUUGCUUCUUUAAUCAGUACAACAGUGUUCAGCUGUGCUAACAUAAUUGCAAAGGGGUUUUCUAAUUAUCAAUUAGCCUUUCAAAAUGAUAAACUUGGAUUAGCUAACACAAUGUGCCAUUGGAACACAGGAGUGAUGGUUGCUGAUAAUGGACCUCUGUACGACUAUGUAGAUAGGUUUCCUGCUACAAUAGUAAUUUACAACAUUAACAAUGUCUACACUGUAUUUCUGAUCAAUUUGAUGUUAUUUUAAAGGACAGAAAAUGUGCUUUUCUUGAAAAAACAUGGGCAUUUCUAAGUUACCCCAAACUUUUGAACAGUAGUGUACAUAUGCAAGAGCACACACACACACACACACACACACACACACACAGCAGUGUCAGCUGUCAUAUAGAGGGAUGCAAUCGCAACUUUCCUUUUCAAGCCUUUAUUUUCUCCUUCUUCCCCCUUACAAUUUCACCCUUCUCAGCUACAAGGAAAAUGUCGUCAAAAGUGACAAUUGCACUUUUCUGAGCAUGGUUAUGUUUUACCACUUUUUAAAAUAGCUCAGGCAAAUUUCAAACCAAUUGCAAGUACCAAGUUUAUAAAGAACCCAGUGCCUAAAUGAAUUGACAUAAUGAUCGUGCUUUUCUCCAGACUUGCUCUCUUACCUGCAGCCCAGUGCUCCCCUGAGGCCUUUUGCACUAAAAUGGCUGGAAAUGUGUACAAACCAUGAAAUAUCAUCAAACCUUUAUUUUUUAGUGAUCCAUAUAAGCUGGUGGUUGAGUUCAUUCUAAGGUCGUUGAUUGAUGGAUAUCUGUUGACAAAUAAGUAAUUUUUUUGGUAAAUCGUGAAGUGCUCAUUCACGUGAUGUACUAUGUAUGGAGUUGUGAUUUAUUUUAGAUACUGUCCUGUAUAUUAGAACAAAUGUUCCCACUUUCUCCCUAUUGUAAUCCGUAGAUUUUUUGUUAGACUUCUGGGUUGUCGUCAUGUCAGUCACCUUUCCUGUUAAAAAUCGACACAGCUUAUUGUCUUUUGGUUAUACUUUGAACACAUUAUUUUGGAUGUGGCAGACAUACAUAUUAUUACACUGAAAGGAAUGUAAGCCGCUGAUCAUCAUUUUUCACUGUUUUAUGUGAACUGGGAAUAUGCAGUAAUGGGCUGUUUAUGUAUGUACAGUGAGCUCCAAAAGUAUUGGGACAGUGACACAUUUUUUAUUUUUUUGCUCUGUACUCCAGCACUUUGGAUUUUAAAUGAGUCAUUGUACUCUGUAUUUGAAAUGGUACAGAGCUAAAACAACAAAAUGUGUGUCACUGUCCCAAUACUUUUGGAGCUCACUGUGUCUUACAGUCAGUAAAAAAACGAGGGUCCACUUGGAUUAGUUCUAUUUUCAAAUGACUUUUUGCCACCUCUACCCAAAUCUAUUUUAUUUUCAAAUGAACUGAAUCAUUCAAAGCUGUGGCGCCUUGCAUUUUGUUCUGUAUUUAUACUUUUAUUUUCAAUUUGAAAUAUGUCCUUACUAUUUUACUGGGUUGGGGUCAAUUCUAAUUUAAUUUAAAAUUCCAAUAAAUUGUUUGAAUUCACUCAUGAAGUGGAGAAUUUAAUUAAAUUCUCAUUUUUAAAAAGUCUUCAAGCUAUGGAAAUGAACUGGAAUUAGAUUUGUUUGGACUUUUUGAAUUGGAAUUGUAAAACCAGUUAAUAAAGUGAAUGCACAUAGCAUCAAA